AUGGCGCUGCGCCGCGCCAGCACCGCUGCAGCAGCCCAAUCAGCGCGCCAGGCGGUGCCGCUGCUGCUCGCGCUGCUGGCGCUGCUGACCGGGUGCUGCGGCGAGGCGGCGUUUGGCGCCGCAACGGGGGCUGGUCCUGAGGAGCUCAUGGGCCCAUCAAGGCGGCUGGCUGCGACGCACAGCGGACAUGGCGCCCCCGCUCCGCCCUUCUACCCCCCGGACGCCGAGCAGAUCGCCAUGUACAUCGUGAUCGCAGUCGCGCUAAUAAUAGCCGCCAGCGGCGGCGUGGGCGGCGGCCCCAUCUUGGUGCCGGUGUACCUGCUACUGGGCCGUUUCAGCAACACCACGGCGGUGGCGCUGUCCAACGCGUCCAUCUUCGCGGCUUCUGUCGCCAACGUGCUGCUGGUUGUGCCGCGCAGGAGGCAUCCCUCCAAGGACCGACCCCUGGUGGCGUGGGACCUCAUCAUGCUGCUGCAGCCGCCCACCGCCAUCGGCGCGAUGUGGGGCGCCUAUGUGAACAAGGUGGUGCCCGUGUGGAUUGCGCAGGUUCUGCUGGCCCUCAUGCUGACAUUCAUGUCUUGGCGCAUCACAAACAGGGCGAUGUUCAUCUUCAAAAAGGAGUCCGCCGCGCAGGCUGCGGCUGGCGGCGCGCCGGCGGUCGCUGAGGGUGGGGCCCGCAAGGGCAAGGGCGGCAGGGCCGGCCGGCACAAGGACAGCGGCAAGGGUAAGGGGCAUGACAAGGAUGCUGGUCUCGGGGAGGAGGUGCAGAAAGGGAAGCAGCAGCAGCCGCCGCCGCCGCCGCCGCAGCAGCAGCAGCAGCAGCAGCAGCAGCAGCCGGAGCAGCAGGAGCAGCCGCCAAAGCAGCGGAAAGAGCAGGAGCACAAGCAAGAGCAGGAGCAGGCGCAGCCGCAGGAGAAGGCAGAGGAACAGGAAGAUCAGCAGCAGGUGCUCGAGCAGCAGAUGAAGGAGCAGGCAGGGGCACCUGCCGGCACCAAGACCGCCGCCUCUUUGGUUGACCCAAAGCGCUCAGAGGCCGCCGGGGGCGGCGCCGCCGCCAGCCGCCCAGUCAGCCGGAGCACAUCAGAGGGCGACGCCACCGCGACCAUCGUCGCAGCCGCGGCGAGCGGCGACAGCGGCGGCACCGGCAGCGAGAGCUGCAGCGACAGCGAGGGCGAGAGCGAGGGCGAAGGCGCGGGCAGCAGGCCUGCCGGGGCGGGCGCCGCGCCCGCCGUCCCAGUGGAGACGGCAGGGCUUGGCCUGAGGCAGUGGGCGUCGCGCGACCUUCCAACCCUCGAAAUCGAUAUUGUCACGGCGGGCAGCGGCCUCUGGAGCAUGUGCGAGGCCAUGCCGGCCGUGGCGGGGGACGAGGGCGACGCGCACGCACCCGGCGCGCGCCAGGCCGCGGCCGACGCGUCCCCGCGGCCGUCGACCCCUCCGCCCACGCCGCCGCCGCCGCCGUCCGAGGCGGAGAGCCGGCUCGCGUACGCGCCGCCCGAGGAGCGCCCCGAGGGCGACUGCGACCCGGACGUCGGCGGCGGCGCGGUGCGCGGCGUGCCCGUCGGCGGCCCGACCAGCGCCGGCGAGGGCGGCGCUGCAGGCGCCGCCGAGGGCGCGGGCGCGCCGCUGCCGGCGCCGGAGGUUGCUGAGGAACGGCUGGCGUCGGAUCUUCGGCGCGUGCUGAAGGGGGAGGCGCGACAGGUCCCGCCGUGGCACGCGGCGGGGCUGCUGCUGAUGUGCGGGACGCUGCUGGUGACGACGCUAUUCAGCAAGCUGCAGCCGUGUGGCGGCGCACGGUUCUGGGGGAUCCAGGCGGCGGCGGUGCCGGUGCUGCUGGGGCUGGCGGUGGCGGCGCGGCGGUACGUGCUGCGCAAGGCGCGGGUCAAGAAGGCCGCGCAGGUGGACUGGACCGGGGAGAUCAAGUGGACGCGGCGCAACACGGUGCUGUUCCCGGCCAUAUCCGUCAUGGCCGGCGUCAUCGCGGGCGUGUUUGGCCUCGGUGGUGGCAUCGUGUUCACACCCCUUAUGGUGAAGACCCACGCCGAGCGUGCCGCCCAGCGCCUCGCAGCGCGCUGCCUCGGGGCAACCGCCUGA
This is a messenger RNA of Monoraphidium neglectum, 2091 nucleotides long. RefSeq lists its product as hypothetical. Gene Ontology annotation, cellular component: Cul4A-RING E3 ubiquitin ligase complex; membrane. Lineage: Eukaryota; Viridiplantae; Chlorophyta; Chlorophyceae; Sphaeropleales; Selenastraceae. The record is from RefSeq and is a predicted model, not a curated record. Gene Ontology annotation, biological process: protein ubiquitination. The coding region runs from base 1 to 2091 and encodes 696 amino acids. The transcript has 7 exons.